Coregonus clupeaformis (lake whitefish) is the source of this 2440-nucleotide messenger RNA. Its product is annotated as translin. The record is from RefSeq and is a predicted model, not a curated record. NCBI's taxonomy places the organism in Eukaryota, Metazoa, Chordata, Actinopteri, Salmoniformes, Salmonidae. Gene Ontology annotation, molecular function: single-stranded DNA binding; RNA binding; sequence-specific DNA binding. The coding region runs from base 278 to 967 and encodes 229 amino acids. The transcript is spliced from 7 exons. Gene Ontology annotation, biological process: RNA metabolic process. Gene Ontology annotation, cellular component: cytoplasm; nucleus.
UGGGGUAAUAACAUGCUAAACUACUUAAGACAUUGGCUCGAAUCUAGAUCGUACCUUUAGAUUUCGAGAAAUUAACAACUAAGGAAUACUUUUUCACUUCUCUCAUUGACUGCUCAAACCCCAAAUCCGGACCUGGUCUGCUUGGUCUGUUUCGCAAGCGUUCCCAGAAGUCUCGCGAUGUUGCGCCUCUGGGAUUUAACUACCAACUAUUUUGAUUCAUUGUGCAGAAAGAAGCAAACUAGCAUAUCGUUUUGCAAAAUACAAUAAUUUGUGUAAUAUGUCUGUCACGGAAAUGUUCAGCUACAUUCAGGCUUUUCUGAGUGCGGAUCAAGAAAUAAGAGAGGACAUAAAAAAAGUGGUACAGGUUCUGGAACAGACGGCGAGGGAGAUCCUGACCCUGCUCCAAAGUGUCCAUCAACCAUCUGGCUUCAAAGAGAUUCCCAUUCCCAGUAAGUGCGCAAAGGCCAAGGAACUGUUUUGUACAGUCAGGACGCACCUUGGAGAACUCAAAACCAAGUUCCCAGUGGAGCAGUACUACAGGUUCCAUGAGCACUGGAGGUUUGUUCUGCAGCGCCUGGCCUUCCUGGCAGCGUUCGUGGUCUACCUGGAGAGUGAGUCUCUGGUGACACGUGAUGAAGUGGCACAAAUACUAGGAAUCGAGGUGGUGAGAGAGAAGGGAUUCCACCUGGAUGUUGAGGAUUACCUGGCAGGUGUGCUGAUCAUGGCCAGUGAACUGUCUCGCCUGGCGGUGAACAGCGUCACAGCAGGGGACUAUGGCCGUCCCCUCCGCAUCUCCAACUUCAUCAACGAGCUGGACUCUGGCUUCCGCCUGCUCAACCUCAAGAACGACCCCCUGAGGAAGCGCUACGAUGGUCUCAAGUACGACGUGAAGAAGAUAGAGGAGGUGGUCUACGACCUGUCUAUCCGCGGCCUGACCAAAGAGCAGGAGGCUGGGGGCGACAAGUAGAGCUGAGGGGGGUGGUGGUGGAGAUGGAGGGUGUUGGACUGGGGCUCUACCCUAGGCUGGCACCUGACCUCUCCAUAACUGGGACAGUGGAGUUUUGACCUGCUGAAUGGCAGAAUUAGGAGGUUAGACUUGCGCGUGUGGAGAAGUGCAUGUGAUGAAUGACAGUCUUGUCAGUGGGGUUGGAAAGCCUUUGAUAUAGAGGCACAGUUUGAAGGGGAGGGGUUGUUCCAUUUUGAUUACUGGCGUUUGGAAAUGUUCACUUUAAUGUCCAACAUCAUACUGUAAUAUGCCUGUUAUUAUGUUUCAGUGUUUUUUGCUGUUCAUAAAUGUUGUACUGCUGUAUGAAUUAUUGUUGUUAAUUUCAUUUAAGGGGGUGCUGACUGGGUGUAAACCUCCACCCAGAAGAAAAGAGAACGCGUUAACUACCAUGUUUAAAACGUUUUUGUUUUUGGUUCAUGAGCAAAUAAAUAAUGAUUUUGUGCCAUUUGUCUGCCAUAAGCCACCUGAUAUGACAGUAAUUUGCGUUUAGCUAGUUUGGUCUCUGAUUGUUCUGUUCAGGGUUGAUAUCUCAAAAUGUUCAAACAACCAAUAAACAAAACAUCAGAGGGAUGCAAGGAGACUAGGGGAGAAGCUCAAUUGUCUUCUCCUCACCUCCUUCUCAAAACCCAUUGGAGAAGGUCAGAGGGACGACACCUCUGGCUUUCUCAUCCAAUGGGUUUUGAGGAGUGGGCAAUUUAGGUUCUUCCUAGGAGGAGAGGACAAGACUAAUCACAGUGAGAUUCUCUUUUGGGCGAAAGACCAUCCUCUCCUCGACUCCUCCGUCCUCUGCGUGACCCGGAAACCAAUAAGUGGUCGAGGAGGGUGUCAAUUCGUUAGUAAGCGAACGGAAGUGUCCUCCCCUCAUCGAUAGCCACCUUUCGUUGAAGAUAGUCAUGUCUAUCCUACCUGAGUCGUUCUCGGAAGAGUUUUGAUAUUUACAUUUACAUCAUUUAGCAGACGCUCUUAUCCAGAGCGACUUACAAAUUGGAUAUCUGCCACACCCCCUCGUAAGUAAGCAUUUCACAGUAAAGUCUAUGCCUGUUGUAUUCGUUGCAUGUGAGAUGGUGAGGAGAAAGGAUAUGAGGAAUCAAGGAAAUACAAUUGAGAUCUAUCCCCAUUCAGGUUAGAACGGCAUUCUCCUCAAAGCAGACAUGGCAGUGUCAGCUAGAGACGGAGGAAAAUACUGUACUUCAUUCAUGGAAAAGCUUUCUGUCUUAAAAUAUAGAUUUUGAUACAUUGUUAGGGCCACUCCAUGCAUCUACUGCAUAUGUACCUUACUGUAGUUGAAUUAUAGUAAAUAUAAUUUUUUGUAUUGUUGCACUUUGUUCUUUUUUUUAUUUGUGACUCCUUACAAACAAUUCCACCUGAUUUAAAGGAAUAUUGUGUAUUUUUGAUGAAUUAGAAAAUGUUACAAAUAAAUAUUUCUACAUACUA